This is a messenger RNA of Odontomachus brunneus, 2009 nucleotides long. RefSeq names its product Meckel syndrome type 1 protein-like (gene Mks1). The transcript is spliced from 5 exons. The record is from RefSeq and is a predicted model, not a curated record. Lineage: Eukaryota; Metazoa; Arthropoda; Insecta; Hymenoptera; Formicidae. Bases 238 to 1818 code for a protein of 526 amino acids. Gene Ontology annotation, cellular component: MKS complex. Gene Ontology annotation, biological process: cilium assembly.
UAUAGCUAGAAAUUUGACGAGCGACAUGCUUCGGUGCUGAUGCCACCACCACCACUACCAUCACGUCUCAGCUAGCGGUGAGGUUGCCUAGCGACGAGCAAAUCAACAAACGAGCUAUCCGAGAUCAUUGACAGCCGAGAGCUUAUUCAGUGUUCCGCCGUGCCGAUCUCUCUUUUCGCAGAAUAAUCAAGCUUGGUUCGCAUUAACACGUAUUAACACGCGACUCUCGAACCAAAAAUGUCGUGUAAGGUGGAGAAAAUGAAAAUAGCGGCCACCUACAGGGUGAACGAGCCGAUGGAUAAUCUAAAAAUAAGAGUGCGAGUCGUGCAGCAGAGGUCUCCGCUCGCCGAGCUGCUGGAGGAGUCCGAGGGUGAGACCAGAGACUCCAAUUACUUGGUGGAGGAGGAUCGUAUUUUUGGCUGGCAGGAGAAGGUGUUCAGCCCGUUCGAGAUCGACUUCUACGCGGACGAGAAAAAUUGCCUGACCGACUGUCAGCGAGAUUAUCAUCGACGUAUACGUGACGACGAGGAGCUGCGAACCGGCCGAUUGUACUCCUACACGGAGAACGACUCCUACUACUUCGAUAACGACCUGCUCACAGAGCCCUACAGGUCGUAUCUGUCGACGAAGAAUCAGACGGCACUGCCGAGUCUGCGGAAUCGCAAGCCCUUCCGGGAGCGGUACAACAAGAGCGUGGUGGACGACAGGGCCACGGACGAGAGGAUCCGAUCGAAUCAUUAUCUCUACACGGAGUGCACUGCCAUGUACGUGGUGGCCGAUCUGUCUCGACGCGACGAGCCCGCGACCGGGUCGGACCGCGACUCGGAAACGCUGCUCUGCACCGUGACUUACGACCAGGCGCGCAAACUACUGACGAUUAGCCCCGAUGUCAUUGGCGAUGACGAUCAUUACGACGUUACCAAUAGCAGCGGUAUCAAGUACAAUUACUGGAUAGAGCAUGUCUCCGAGGAGCAGACGCCGUUGGAGCUGCAGCGGCAACGCGACGACACGCGGCGCGAAGUGCAACAACAGCUCGCCCACAAAGAAACGGAGGUAUAUAAGGAAUUGCAGUUGGCGCCAACGAAUCUAUCCACGCUGUAUUUAGGCCUGGACAUUGUGUCGGCUCACGGCUUUUCUUACGACGGACUAUUUGUCACCUAUUUCAUCGAUCUGCCGCAACGUUGGAGCACGAGGCAGAAAGAGAGGCUGUUCGGGAGAACGCAAAAGUGCCUCUUGGACAAUAAAUCGGCACAUUUCAGUUAUUGCACCGAUAUAUUGUUGCAUUAUCCGUCGAAGGAGAUUCAACAACCGAAUGCGAGCGCGUCGCCGUUCUGGCCUCGUUUAUUGUUCUCUGUGGCGUCUCUAGACAGUUGGACCAGAUAUCGAAUAGAGGGAUACGCAGCAUUACCAUUACCAUUAACGCCUGGCUCGUACAAGUUCACAAUCCCUACGUGGCGUGCGAAGGGAAGUUUCAUCGACGCAUUGAGACGAUUUUUCGUCGGCGGCUCUUACGAACUCGAAGACAUAACGUAUUGCGGUAUUCCAGCGGCGCACGAGGGUAAAAUUUUGGAUAAGUCAAAUCUGAAGAUCGUAUCUAGUGGGGAUAUCGAAAUUCACAUUAAUAUCGCUCAUCAGAACCGCGCACUUGGGAAGUGCUUUGAUAGUCAAGGAGAUGAUUCGAAUAGAAUAAGUACUGAUGCGCUUAUGAGCAGUGUGGAAAAUGUUCUUGAACAAUUUAAGGCUGCUAAGGAGCGUAUGAUACAGAUAAAAGCAAUGAAUUCAUUAACUACAAGUCUAAACAGCACAAGCUUAUUCUAAACAAUUGAGCAGACUGAUUAAUAAAGUUAAUGGGUAUCUAUCGAGACUCAAUUGUAUCAAGCUGGUAUCUUAUUAUUGUUAUAGAUUAUAUUAAAUUGUAAAUAGAGAAUUCAGAUGUGGGACAUAAUUAAAAUUAGGAAUAAUUCUGUCUCUUGUACAAAUAUUGUUAAUAAAUCUCAUACUAAAUUCAA